Messenger RNA from Paramormyrops kingsleyae, 2546 nucleotides. It is a transcript of the gene nemp2, whose product is annotated as nuclear envelope integral membrane protein 2. NCBI's taxonomy places the organism in Eukaryota, Metazoa, Chordata, Actinopteri, Osteoglossiformes, Mormyridae. Gene Ontology annotation, cellular component: nuclear envelope. The record is from RefSeq and is a predicted model, not a curated record.
GACGCUUCUGAAUUUGAAAGUAAAGCUUUGGCCGCUCUUGCCACCAUGAAGGGUCCAUCGGUGCUGUCAGCGCCCUUGCUUUUCGUAAUAAUCGUCAGUUUUGGUCAUAUGUGUGCUGCAGAUGAGCAGCAUUACUCACACGCAGAUUGCACUUAUUUAAAAGAAAAUGAAGCCAGUCCAUACUACGGAGGGCGGUGUUUUUGCUACAGCUCCGGUACAGCAAUAAAAUGGAACGACUUCUGCUCCACUUUUCAGGUGCAUGUGGCCAGUGCUUAUGAUGUUCACAUCACUUUCCCGCUGGAGGGAAACGGCUCUCAGCGGCCUAGGGUCCUCGUGACUCAGCUGAGGGGCCUGCUGACACAGUUCUGGCCCUGGGGUGCUCAGGAGGAUCUUGGGGUGGGCAUCCCGAUGGAGGGCAAGGAAGUCUGCUUCGCUGUCCAAGCCAAGCCCAACGUGGGGUACUCCUUGCAUCUAACAGGCAAACGAGUCAACUGGAUGCAUUUCAGCCUGUUUCUGUGUGGAGUCUUCCUGUUCCUCUCUGCCAGGACGAUGUGCAGGAGUACCCUGGUCUACUAUGUCACAAACGUUUCCCUGGGAAUUCUCUUCCCUGGGAGUUAUAUCCUCAUACUGCUGGCUCUGAAAGGCUUCACACGGAGGAAAAUCCUGUUCCUGGUGCUGCUGGCAGUAAGCUGUGGAUUAAAUUGGCUGACCUGUAGAUGGCUGCUGACCAACUGGGAUCCAGCUCUGUUCCUCUACAGGAAGGAGCUCCUGGGAUACCUGCUGCUGUCCGGUGCUGUCAGCUUCGCCGUCUGCCGCAGGCAUCGCCCCGACACGGGGACGUGCACCCUGGCGGUGAUGACCUGGGGGCUCCGGGGGGUGGGCCUGGGCCUGAUCUACCUGGGUGUAUCAUACCUGCCGGCGGCCCAUGUGACAGCAGGCGUCUUGCUGGGCCUGAAGCUCCUGCCGCUGUGCUGGGUGUUCCUCCGUGGGCUCUGCAGAGAAGUGGGUUACCCACUUGCCUCGGUUCUGGGUCCACUCUGGCCUGGACGGCCGCAGGCCCGGCUGCUGACGGAGGAAGAGUACCGAGAGCAGGGGGAGGUGCAGACGAGGGCAUCGCUGGAGGAGCUCAGGCAGUACUGCAACAAGCCGGGCUUCCCCGCUUGGGGCACCGUGCUGCGGCUGCGCUACCCCCAGAGGUUCGCUGAGUUCCUGCGCAGCGGCUCCCACGUCACCGCGGAGGAGUCCCAGAACCAUGACCGCCAGUAUGGGGUGGGAGGUGCCUUCUUUGAGGACAUGAUCUUCAGCUCAGGAAGUGCCACAGACCCCGGCAUCGGGAGGCCGUCCUCCCAGCUGGGGGCUGGUGACGACGUCUUUGCCGACGAACCGGGUGGUCAGGAGUCUGUCCCACCCCCCACACCCGGGUUGCCCCCUCCUGGCACCCCCUACACCCCCAUGCCGCAGGUCGGCCCCCUGGCCUACAAUCUGGCCCUGUGUCCCUACCCCUCCACCCCCUACAUACCCCUUUCAGAGCCCAUGGACACAGAAGAGCCCUUCUGAGGGGUCCCACCACUGGUUGCCUUGGUAACCCUGAUGGGGUUAAUUAACCAUGUCUGAAUCUUACACAUCACACACACAGUCCUGUUCUUAAAGAACAACUGCAGCCCUGGAGGGAAUUCAGCAGUUAUAAGCGUGUUUUUAUGUUGUUUGUUUCCGAGAGGCAUUUUUAAAGAUACAGGUUAUUCUAUUAUUUCAGGCAGUGAAUACCCAGGGUAUACAAAAGAGACCUUCAUCCGAUUUGCGUAAAUUUAACCUCUUUCAUUUCUAAUAUGAGUUUUCUGUAUUUCAAGUGCCUGGGGGUAAGUUUCUGUUGUUCACCUGACUGGUAGAAGUUUCCUCAUUGAUUCCUGCUGCCCCCCAGUGGUUGAUUAUCGGAACUUAAAUUCUUGUUUUUUUCCCUGCCGUACUCCAAGUGUUGACUUUUCUGGCUCAAACUUUUGCUGUUAUCUGUUCUACCUCAGCUUUUAAUUUGUUUGCAUUAGAAGUUAGCUCACCAUGGAUAAAUCUGUAUGUUUGUGUGGGCAGUGGUGUCUUUAUGGUUAGGGGAAGCGCACUUGUAACUGAAAGAUUGUUGGUUCGAAUCCCCGACCAUCAAGGCACCACUGAGGUACCUUGAGCAAGGUACUGCCGCCAAGCACUGCUCCCCGGGCGCUGAAUCAACGUCACAUAUAGAUUAAAUGCAGUGCAAUGUUGUGCGCUGUGGUGUGUCAACAAUUACCACUGAUCACUAAAUUCUAAAAAAUUCCCAAAUUGGGAAAAAGAAGAAUAAGGUAACUGGAAACACAAUAUCCCAAAAAAGUAACUACAUCUUUCAGGUGAUGCCUGCGCACAAAAUGCCUAGAUAAUAUAUUUAUUAUGUGAUAUUUUAAAGUAUGAAAUUUUUUGCAAACUUGAUGACAAUAUGGCUUUUGUUUCUUAAUCUUGGCUAAUGAAAAUCAAAACCUGUUUGUUAAACAGAUACAGUUUUAAUAAAAACCAUUUUUACAGAG